UUAUUCCUUGUAAGCAAGUUGAGCAUUCCCUCUCAAUUUCAUCUCUUUUUUAUUCUUGGCAUUAUAAACCCUAAAAUAUCUAACAGAAAAAGGAGAAAAAGGAAUUGGGGAUUGUAUUGUUGAAUGGAGUUAGCAGCUUGUAUUGCCCUUGCUAUGCCUUCUCUGUACGGCCGUCCACUUCUACUUCUAGAAACUUCUCUCCUCUUCCGCCUGUCUCGCUUAUCCAAAUAUCCAAUUCAACGACAACGUCAACUGCACCUCGCCGGAGCUAAUUCCGUAGGUUCUCUCUUAUCUCUGAAUGGGGUGAGGUUGCGACAGUCAUGUCUUGCCGCUGUAAUGGGUGAUACAACUGCAGUACCAAAUGGUGCUGUUAACGAGCAAAUUCCCUCUGUGAAGCUAUCUGUUUCAGUUACUAGUCAAGAAACUGAUAUGGAAAAUGGAGAAGACAGGAGAGAUCCUUCUGAAGGGUUGGAUGAGAAUAAAAUGAUCCGAGUAUGCGACAAAUUAAUUGAUGUCUUCUUGGUUGACAAGCCCAAUCCUACUGAUUGGAGAAGAUUACUAGCAUUUAGUAAAGAAUGGAACAAUAUCCGGCCCCACUUCUAUAAUCGGUGUCAGAAUCGAGCAGAAAGUGAGAGUGAUCCUGGAAUGAAGCACAAGCUACUCAGGCUUCAAUGAAAGAUGAGACUAGCGCCUUUGCGAGCAUGAAGUUUUCAUUCUCUGUGGCAAAACUAGGGAAUACGUGUUUGGUGGCUGUGCAAGCUUAUGAUACGGCAACUGAAAGUAUAGAAGCGUUAAAUGCUGCAGAGUUGAAAUUCCAAGAUAUAAUAAAUUCUCCAUCAGUGGAUGUGUCUUGCAAGAAAAUAGAUGAUCUGGCCCAGAAAAAUCAACUUGAUUCAGCACUGGUGCUCAUGAUAACGAAAGUAUGGUCAACAGCUAAGGAGUCGGACAUGACAAAAGACGAGGUAAAGGAUGUCCUUUAUCACUUGUAUAUGACAGCACGAGGAAAUCUUCAGAGGCUUAUGCCAAAAGAAAUCAGAAUUCUAAAAUAUCUACUCACAAUUGAGGAUCCUGAGGAGCGAUUGUGCACUUUGAAAGAUGCAUUCACACCGGGAGAAGAACUUGAAGGGAAAGAUGUAGAUUGCUUAUACACGACUCCAGAGCAGCUAUACAACUGGAUUGGGACAGUGGUGGAUGCAUAUAAUUUCAGUAGAGAAGGCACUCUUAUAAAAGAAGCCAGGGAUUUGAUGAACCCUAAAAUAAUUCAGAAAAUGGAGGAAUUAAAGAAGUUGAUCUUAGAUAACUUUAUGUGAGCAUUUGCUUGCUUUUAAAUAGCUAUGGCACUGCUGCUAGUGCCAGAUUCACCAGCUCGUGCCAUCAACAUCCAUAAGCAUAUGUCCCAGCUAUGGGACUGCUGCUAGUGCCAGAUGCGGUGACCACAUGAUUGCAUCGCAGAAUUGAACACAAAGCUGAUAGGUUCAAUCUCCUCACAUCGAAGAACUGUCCUUAUCUCGGGUUUGUCGAUAUUCCUGAAAGUUUAAAUAUCCUAGACGUUGGUUCAGAAGAGGCACGAGCUGUCGUUGGUUGUAUAGAACAUUGAAUUUUGUGUAUGAUAGAGCUUCUGUAUUCUGGGACAGUGACUUGAUGGCCUUUCUCCUACUCAGCUUGUUUCCUGUUGAAGCUCAAUUACGCCUUUACGAUGAUUUUUGUACACGAAUAUAUCAUUUAUGAUGAAAUUUAUCACUAUCAUCAAUGAAUUUAUAUGGUGUUUAAAGUUGUA
This is a messenger RNA of Nicotiana tabacum (common tobacco), 1777 nucleotides long. The record is from RefSeq and is a predicted model, not a curated record. NCBI's taxonomy places the organism in Eukaryota, Viridiplantae, Streptophyta, Magnoliopsida, Solanales, Solanaceae.